AUGAUGUGGCUCUACAGCAUGGUAGUUUGUACAGCCACGCUCCCUUGCUUCACCCAUCGAGUUCAGCCGACUACACUAGAGGCAAUCUACACUUUUUGCAUCUCCGUGGCGAUGCUGGCCUGGGUUUUCGCUUCGCCGCACUACGCUGGCCGCCUCAUGGGCUACGACACGAUGAAGUAUCUGGAGCCUCGGCAGCUCACCGACACGUUUAUCAUCCUCGGGCUGGACGCGCUGGUCACUUCGUCGCACAUCGUGCUCCCCAUCCGCUUCCAUCUCAUGCUGUGCGUUCAGGUAUUUAGCAUUUUCUGCUACGCCCUGCCGGCCGCGAUCCUUGGCUGCCCCCACCCCGCGAACUUCCCGCACACGUUGUUGGCCUUUUCGAUACUGAUAUUCGUGACUGGCCUUGGGAAGCUGAGCCUGGACAGGGAUGAGAGGAUACAGUACGUGGCGCUGAUCCGGGAGAAGUGCUUGAGAGUCGAGUCGGAAUUACAGCUGGCCACGUACAAGGACAUGCACAAGGCGCAGAAAGUGACGCAGAAAACGUCCGACGACGUGGAGUCGGUUACCAAGACGCUGUCCGGGACGUCGACACGAGGCUUCGGGCUGGGCAGCGACAGGUUAACCUUCAAGGCGCUCGUCGAGCUGGGUUUGAAGGAGCAGUGGCUCAUCGAUGAACACGAGGUGCAGCUGCCUAACGCAAGUCCGCUGGGCGAAGGGAGCUUCGGAAUCGUUGUGCAGGGCAGGUACCAUGGAGCCAAUGUCGCACUGAAGGCGCCAAAGACGAUUGUGCAGGGUGGAACGCAAGAAGUCUUCCUUGAGGCCUCUUGCAACGAACUGAGGAUAUUGAGACGCCUCCGGCACCCCAACAUCGUGGCGCUGUAUGGAGCGGUGCUAACUUCAGGAACGGGUGGCGUCCAGGUGUGCCUUGUCCUUGAGCUGAUCAAGGGGGAAUCCCUGAAGCUGUUCAUGACGCGCAUCGUGAACAGGGGGGAGCUCGCCGACCCAAGCUCUAUACCGCCGCGCAUUCGAAUCCUCAGGCACGUUGCCGCGGCGCUGCGCUACCUCCACUCGAGACAGCCCGUCGUCGUGCACGGCGACAUCAAGAACACCAACAUCUUCGUCGAGCAGCCGUCCGACCACUCCGUGCAGGCGAAGCUCCUCGACUUUGGCCUCUCCCGCCUCGUCAAGGGAGGCGCCCACCCCAUGGGCGGCACCCUGCGGUGGGCGGCGCCCGAGGUCCUGUCGGGCCGCCAGGCCCCGGCCGCCGCGACGGACAUGUUCUCCUUCGGCCGCCUCGCCUUCUACGUGUCCACCGGCCAGCUGCCCUUCUCGGAGGUGCCGGACAGCAGGCAGCUGCGCAAGUUUCUGCUGCGCUCCCCGUGCAUGCGCUGGCCGCGCGCCUUCGACGCUGGCCUCCUGAACCGCUGCCGGCCCCUCGCGGAGGAGUGCACGCGCCCGAGGCCCGAGCUCAGGCCCAGCGUCAGGGAGGUGUUCCCGAUCCUCCUGGGCAUGGAGGGCCAGGCCGGCCAGGCCAAGCCCUGGGGCGGCUCGUCGGGCGAUGUCGCGGCACCGGCGCAGCCGCAGGUGCACGGGUCACCCAUCUUUAAUAUCUUCGCCUUCGAGUCGGAGCUCUCGUUCUCAUGCAUCAGCCUGAAGGGCGCCUCGUCCGAGCAGCUCGCCGCGGUGCCCGAGGCCACCGCCGUGAAUCCCUCCAGCGCCUCGGACACUCCGCCUGGGCAGGUCCAGCGGCUGGCUCACGGCUCGUACCACCCCACGCCUCACGAGACGCUGAUGAAGGCCGUCAGCCUCGUGCUGAUGCAGUCCAACCACCGCGUCGACGCCGGCGGGGAGUGCUGCUGGCUGCACUCUGGGCUCAGGAGGCUGAGGGCCGUGUGCAGCGAGAUACAGGAGAUGCCGUGCGACGGGUGGAACGUGCCCGUCGUUGGUCAGUGCAAAUGUUGUCGUCUCCUGUGCAUCGACGGCGUUUCAAACGCGGGCCUCUGCAACUUCUGUGGGGAGUGCAUAGCAGAUCCUGGGGCUGUCCAGCCUUGCCAUUCCUGA
Messenger RNA from Prorocentrum cordatum, 2061 nucleotides. NCBI's taxonomy places the organism in Eukaryota, Dinophyceae, Prorocentrales, Prorocentraceae. The record is from the annotation of a GenBank genome assembly.